This is a messenger RNA of Hibiscus syriacus, 780 nucleotides long. Its product is annotated as auxin-responsive protein SAUR50-like. NCBI's taxonomy places the organism in Eukaryota, Viridiplantae, Streptophyta, Magnoliopsida, Malvales, Malvaceae. The transcript has a single exon. Gene Ontology annotation, biological process: response to auxin. The coding region runs from base 115 to 450 and encodes 111 amino acids. The record is from RefSeq and is a predicted model, not a curated record.
UCCUCCUCUUUGAAAAAUCCAUUUAGCUUUAUUAGCUCUCUGACUCUCACCAUAUAUACCCCCCUUCUUCCAAAACCCAUCAUCUCUCAUUUUCCACACCUACAAACAACAACAAUGGCGAUCACCGGGAAAUCGAGCAAACUGACCCAAACAGCCCUGAUUAAGCAAAUCCUGAAACGAUGUUCCAGCUUAGGAAAGAAACAACAACAAGGCUACGGUGAUGAUGAUGAACAGAAACGACUCCCUGUGGACGUGCCCAAAGGUCAUUUUGUCGUAUACGUCGGUCAGAACAGGAGCAGAUACAUUGUCCCCAUAUCGUUCUUGACCCGACCCGAGUUCCAGAGCUUGCUCCACCAAGCAGAGGAAGAGUUCGGGUUCGGUCACGACAUGGGACUCACCAUCCCUUGUGAAGAAGUUGUUUUCCGGUCUUUAACAUCCAUGCUCAAAUGAAAUUGAAGCCUGCUUUUCAUGAGAAACGUUGAAUUGAGAUGAAGCUGCUUCUUUUGCUUCUCUGAUUCUAUUUUUUCCUCUCUUUUUCUGAGUUGUUUAAACUGUUCUAACACAAGAAAAACCCCACGGAGUUGGUUUUUAUGUGGGUUUUUGAUUUGUAAAUCUGAGAAGAAAAAAAACGAUUUAUUAUCAUUCUGUCGUCUCCAUCUUCCUCUAAGAAACACGAGCACAAGGCACACGUUCACCAGUUCAGGGUUUAUUAUUAUUAUUAGGAGGUCAAAUUAUGGUUACGGUCCCUCCAUUAUGCUCAACUUUUUAAUGAUAUCUAUG